This is a messenger RNA of Impatiens glandulifera, 1225 nucleotides long. RefSeq names its product LEAF RUST 10 DISEASE-RESISTANCE LOCUS RECEPTOR-LIKE PROTEIN KINASE-like 1.1. Gene Ontology annotation, biological process: protein phosphorylation. The coding region runs from base 65 to 1159 and encodes 364 amino acids. Gene Ontology annotation, molecular function: ATP binding; protein kinase activity. The record is from RefSeq and is a predicted model, not a curated record. The transcript is spliced from 2 exons. Lineage: Eukaryota; Viridiplantae; Streptophyta; Magnoliopsida; Ericales; Balsaminaceae.
UUAUAGAGCAUCAUGCUCUUUUACUUGUGUAGGUGUUGUUACAUCGAUUUGUACUCUUGUGAUCAUGGGCAUUGCGAUCUUCUAUAUUCGACGAAAGAAACGAUGUUUUUCUCAAAUUAUUACAUGUGGUCCGUCUUUUAUCGAGGGCAUUGAGAAAACGGGUACAUAUUAUGGCGUUCAAAUUUUCAGCUAUAGUGAACUCGAGAAGGCCACGGGCCAUUUUGAUUCCAACAAACAACUCGGAGAUGGAGGCUAUGGUUCUGUCUAUAAAGGAAAACUUCGUGAUGGGCGUGUAGUUGCGGUGAAAAUAUUAUACGAAAAUAACUACAAGAGGCUCGAGUAUUUCAUAAAUGAGGUUGAGAUCCUAGCGCGUUUGCACCACCAAAACUUAGUCACCCUUUAUGGGUGCACUUCUUUCAAGAGCCGAGAGCUCUUGCUUGUUUACGAGUACAUACCAAAUGGAACACUCGCGGACCAUCUCCAUGGCGAAAGAGUGAUCAAACCCGGUUCACUUUCUUGGAACACACGGUUGAACAUAGCAAUCGAAACCGCCAAUGCCCUAGCCUACCUUCACGCUUCCGAUGUAAUCCAUCGCGAUGUAAAGACAACCAACAUUCUCAUCGACAAUAACUUUCAAGUUAAAGUGGCUGAUUUUGGGCUCUCACGUUUAUUUCCACUUGAUGUCACUCAUGUCUCAACUGCUCCUCAGGGUACUCCGGGGUACGUGGACCCGGAGUACCACGAAUGCUAUCAUCUAACGGACAAGAGCGACGUUUAUAGCUUUGGAGUGGUACUUGUCGAGUUGAUAUCAUCGAAGUCAGCUGUUGACAUAACAAGGAAUCGACAAGAGAUCAAUUUGUCAAUGAUGGCGAUCAACAAAAUUCAGAACCACUUGUUGCAUGAACUUGUGGAUCUAGAUUUGGGAUUCGAGUCGGAUUUCGAAGUAAGGAAAAUGAUAACCGGGGUAGCUGAAUUGGCAUUUCGGUGCCUUCAAAGUGGAAGGGACAUGAGACCUACAAUGAAAGAAGUGGUGGAGGCUCUUAAAGGGAUUCAAAGUGACGGAUACAAUUUGAAGAAAGCCGAUGAGCUUGACAUUUUGGUUGAUAAUAAUGUUCAUUGGCUUAUAAGCAAAUCGACGACACCAAAUUCAAGUUUAUGAAGAUCUAUUCCGCUUUUAGAUUUCAUUGUCACGUUGUUAUGAAAAGUUGAGUUAUUUGUAAAAAUA